CCGAGGCGGAAGCGGGAGUUUGGGAUGAUUUCUUUAACACCUGACUUUGUCAACGGGGGAUACUGAACCGGGAGGGGGGCAGGGAGCAGGGCGGUGGUGCUAGUAUCCACAGUGGGGGUCGGUUCAAACGGGAACGGUAGAUUAAGCUGCGGUGAACCGGGCGGCGCGUGCAGUCCAAUCAGGUGCGAGGAUGCUGGCAGGUGGGUGGAGAGUCCUGUGUGUUUUUGUUUUAAUGUUUUUGUUGAAAAGUUGAAGCCGCGAGAGAAUAAAAGAAAUCAGCACCCCCCCUCCCCAGCAAGAAAUAACCCUUCCGCCUGCGGCGAACCGAGUGACGACAAGUGGGGCAGGGGGGCCGGAGCCGGCGGCAGGAUGAAUGGAGUCACCAAGAGCAGGUUCGAGAUGUUCUCGAAUAACGAUGAAGCUGUGAUAAACAAGAAACUCCCAAAGGAACUGUUACUCCGGAUAUUCUCCUUUCUAGAUGUAGUCACCUUGUGUCGCUCUGCUCAAGUCUCCAGGUAUUGGAAUGUCCUGGCACUGGAUGGUAGUAACUGGCAACGGAUCGACCUGUUUGACUUCCAAAGAGAUAUAGAGGGCCGAGUAGUAGAGAAUAUUUCCAAAAGAUGUGGCGGCUUUUUACGGAAGCUUAGUUUGCGAGGAUGCCUUGGAGUGGGAGACAACUCUUUAAGAACAUUUGCUCAGAAUUGCAGGAAUAUCGAACAGUUAAAUCUGAAUGGAUGCACAAAAAUCACAGAUGCAACCUGUACUAGUCUCAGUAAAUUUUGUUCCAAGCUAAGAAGUUUAGACUUAGCUUCAUGUACAUCUAUCACAAAUCUUUCUUUGAAGGCUCUGAGUGAGGGGUGUCCACUUCUGGAACAGCUGAAUAUAUCCUGGUGUGACCAGGUGACGAAGGACGGAAUCCAAGCCCUGGUGAGAGGUUGUGGUGGUCUGAAGGCUCUGUUCCUUAAAGGAUGCACACAGCUUGAAGAUGAAGCUUUGAAAUAUAUUGGUGCUCACUGUCCUGAGUUGGUCACCCUGAACCUACAGACUUGCUCUCAGAUCACAGAUGAGGGGCUGAUAACGAUUUGCAGAGGAUGUCAUAAACUGCAGUCACUCUGUGUCUCUGGCUGCAGUAACAUCACUGAUGCUAUUUUGAAUGCGUUGGGACAGAACUGCAUUCGACUUAGAAUAUUAGAGAUUGCUAGAUGUUCACAGUUAACUGAUGUGGGAUUUACCACAUUAGCCCGGAAUUGCCAUGAGCUUGAGAAGAUGGACCUGGAAGAAUGUGUUCAGAUUACAGACAAUACUCUAAUUCAGCUUUCUAUUUACUGUCCACGGCUCCAAGUGCUGAGUUUGUCUCACUGUGAAUUGAUCACUGAUGAUGGUAUCCGCCACCUUGGGAAUGGGGCCUGUGCUCAUGACCGAUUGGAAGUGAUAGAGUUGGACAACUGCCCACUGAUCACAGAUGCCUCACUCGAACAUCUAAAGAACUGUCACAGUCUGGAGAGGAUAGAGUUAUAUGAUUGUCAACAGAUAACACGUGCUGGGAUCAAGAGACUCCGAACACAUUUACCCAACAUCAAAGUCCAUGCCUACUUCGCUCCAGUGACACCUCCUGCAUCAGUGAGCGGUGGUCGCCAGCGUUUCUGCAAGUGCUGCAUCGUCCUAUGACACCAACUUUGUUUUGCUCAGAUCUAUUUAAAUAGCAUUGCAAUGGGGGCGAUUGAACACGUCGUCAGUGGUGAAUCCUGGUGCAUUGUGAGACUGUACAGUAAGGGCUGUCCAAUCACUGUGGCUAUGACCGAUCACAUGGUUACCAGGCAGCACCUGUGAUGCCCAUGUCCGUUGGUGCAGAUAUAUAUUAGUUUUGUCACUGUAUGAUUCAAUUCAGAUUUUCCCAAGAUCAUGGAUAAUUUAUUUUUUUGAAUUAAAAAAAAUUAGAUUCCAUUCAUUUCAGUGGGGAAAGAUUUCCACAUACCCAUUUCUGAAAGAUGGAUUGCCACCCACCAGCACACAAGUACCGUGAGACAUAACCACAUUAAAUUUUUCCCACUAGUCUCUACAUGGAAAAGGAAGGGAAUUAUAACAUGGAAUUCUUGGCUCCUUUGGCCUAUAAAAGUUUUGCACAAAAGUUUAUUAUUGGUCCAAAACCACAGCAUAUUGGUCAUUCCUUCCAUGGAAAAGAGGCUGUCAGAUUGUGUUUUAGGUUCUGCAGCUCACCAUUUCUUCAGCCUUGCACAGCUUCUCCUGUGCUACUGUCCUGCACUGUAGCAUGGUUUCUAUAGUGACAAGGUGAUUUAUUCAUGUCUUGAAAUAUUUUGAAUAUUAUGUUUCUUGUGAAAUGUUUGGGUUAAUUGUCUCUCUACCUGAACACAUAGAGUAUGGUUCCUUGCAGUAAUAGAUGCCUUCAGUACCAUGCACUGUUGUCCAGUGUUGCUGUGUGAGCUGUGAGUUUGUUGUCAUUACUGCUUUGAGUAUGAUUAGGAUUGGGGUGGGUGCAGUGCAAUAUGGUGCAUUCUGUCACAGUUCCAUCUUCGGUUGUCACAGUUAGAUGGAACUGAUGGAUAGAAAUGUAGAGCAGAAGCCCAAGUUGAAAUUCCCUUCAAUGAUUGUUUAACUGAAGCUUAUUAUAUAACCCCUGGCUAGCAUUGAUAGAUUUGGUACAGAUGAGGAAUCAUACUUUAUUGGAUAAACUUGCUUGAACCAUUGGAGAACUGAUGGGUUUUCUCUUUGCUUGUUUACAAGAAUGGGUGGAUAUUUGUUUAAGCCCUGUUAACUUAUUGUGCAAUACAGUCAGUUGAUAAUGCAUCUUAACCCUGUGUGUUUUGGUGUGUCAGUUCUUCACUUGGUUCAGAGUAUCAGAAGUGGUUAUUGGUUUCUGCAGUUCCAAAUAAUUCUGAUAUGAAAUUGUAGCAUUUCUCUCAUCUGCCUCCCUUAUUCUAUAUAACGCAGUGUUAAACAGUCCCAAUUUUGUUUCAGUUAAAACACUACAAACCUACCAAUGUGUGUAGGUUCUGUUUUCAGAUCUAAAACAUGUCAGAUGUUGGAGGGUUGGAGAUAAAUGUUAAAAAUUAAAAUGUCACAACUGUAAAAGUCUCCCUUUUAAUUUGAAUGUUUUAAAAAUGUUUUCAUUUCAGAGGUGGGAAGGAAUAAGGACGAAAGCAAGUUUUGUCAUUGUAUCCAUGUGUUCAUUCUUUAUAUUUUAAACUGAGCUUGUAGGAACUUGCUUCAAGUUCUGAGAUCAGUUUUGCAUUCCUGACUUAGUAUUCUUGAACAAUUCUUGAAAACUUUCACCGAUAAAUGAACUUUUAGCAUUUGACAUCUUUUUAAAGUUUGGUCUCUUGCCAUUGAAUCUAUAAAUAUUUUAGCCUGCAGGGAUCAUUUUGAUUUGAGAUGAGGUUAUACAAGGAAAUGAGAUUUGGGCCGGCCUUUGGAGGUUUAAAUGUUGGAGCCUUCUUUGUAUUUAUGGCUCUGCAGUUGUAUCAGGUGGCUCUGUAAUCAUUUUCAUGUUUAUUCAAGUUGCUUCUGAAUGCAAAGGACAAAGGGUGGCAAUCUGCCCUGGUCACAUGCUGAACUUGCAAUUUGUAAAGAGUGCAUGUUGGAUUCUUCUUCAAGAAUUAAUUUUCAUUGAAGCCAAUUAAAUAAAUUUAGAAACUGAAUACAAUGCAGGACCACCAUUUAAAACUGCAUGUUUGGUGCAUGCAAUUUAUGAAGAAUCUCUCUCCCAUUGUCUAUACAUUAGGGAUUAGGACAUGCCAUGGAAUGUGAGGAAGUUAUUGAACCCGGUCCCUCUUUCUUAAAAACAUUUUGCAAAUCAAAUACAGAAAAAAGUUAGUAACUGAGUCAUUAACUUAUUUAUUAUUGUAUAUAUCCCAACAGUUGUAUGUACCCGAUGGGAGUAAUGAUAAAAUGAAGAUAAAAAAAUCAGUUUUUCUUCUGACUUGUCUGUUAUUAUUGAUGUACGGGUUCCCUUUUAAUUUAUUUCUUUCUUAUUUUGCUAUUUAGUCAUUUUUAAUAGCAAAUUCAUUAAAAAAACUAAUUACCUUUGUGUCCUUUCCAUUCAUUAACACUGAUUAUUUAAAAGAAAAAUGCAAUGGAAGUUUGCUCAAGGCUGUACCCAACUGGCUGCCAUAACUUUGGCAAGAAAACAAGGUUGAAAACAUCCACCAAAGGAAUAGCAGCUGAUUGAGGGAAGCAGUCAGGAAAUUCUGGCAGUACAGUUUUUUAAUAUAACAACUGGUUCUGCAUUUUCUCUACCAUAGACAGCUUCCUUGUUAUUUUUUUGACUUAUUUUUGGGUUUUUUGCAGCUUCCUUUGCAACCAGAUUUCUUUGCUUAAAGCAUCUGUUCCUCUUUAUUCUUCCCUUUUCUGGAUAUUGCCUAUUGCAAAUACCUUUCAGCUGACUGUUUAUUAAGCAACUGCUAUUUGUAUUGACAGCAGAUUUGCAAGAACAGCUGACUUGCAUGUCACAUUCAUAACAUACCAGCAGAAAAUGUUAAAUGUCUGUCUGAUUCAUCUUGCAACAACUUGUUAUCAACUCUUUCAUCCAGUUAAUCAACAAUCCUCCAGUGGAUAAGUACAGGAGAAUUGCUCAGCACCUAGUUUAAAAUAAACAUGACUUUUGUAACCAAUAUAAGAACUUUCUACAGACAGAAUUGAAAAUGAAAGGAGAGAAUGCUGGAAGUACUUAGGUUGGGCAGCAUAUGCAGAGGGAGAAAUGCUCAGUAUUUCAGGCUGGUGACUUCAAUUUUGAUGGGAGUAAGGUACGAGUACAAGGCAGGGUUUGGAGUUUCGCUUGAUCUGUUCAGUGAUUUAUUGGAACCUGAUUUCUUGGUCUAUUCAAUUGUUCAUAUUUUGUCAGUGCCUUUGGAUGCUGCACUAAAGGAGCUAUGUGAAUGCAUCCUGUACAUCCCUUGUUAUCUCAGCACAUAUCCACAGCCCAUAGCUUUUGUGUGCAUGCAUCUAAAGUAGUUGGCUUGCUUGUGCCUUCUGAGUAAUAUCCAAGGGCAAAUGCCAGGCAGGUUUGCGGAUAUCCAUAGCUUGCAAUGGCUGUUGUCACUGAACUAGCACUGGUGAGUCUGUGUGCUCCGUCUUUCUUGAUGGCCUUUGACAUCUUGUGAUUGGUUUUGUUGCCCACUUUGCUAUAGGUGUUCCCUGCAGCUUUCUUGCUGUGGUCUGUUUUGGUCUUGACUCAAUAACCUAGCUGGAGAAAGGGAGUCAGAUUUAGAUUAUUUCUAGAUGGAGGCUCAGAGCUGAAAGGCAAUGCAUAGAACAAUAUGACUUGGACAGAGAUGACUUGUGUCCAAGUCCGUGCUGUCUGGAAAAUGUCAUUGAGAUUAAAUCCUUCUCCAACUCUACCUUUCAGUGCAUAUGAAAUGCUUAUCUAGAUUUUUUUCUGAUGGGGGUUUCAGACUCAAUAAGUUUGAAAUCCUUGCUCAUCAGAUGGAAAUUUCUUUCCUCAGCUUCCUUCUAAUACUUUCAAUCUACCUAUUGCUUUAAUUCUGUGUUCUCUGUUAGCCUCUUAAUUGAGGAAAAGGCUCUUCCUAUUAACAAUGCAAAGCUCAAUUCUAUACAUCUUAAUUAAAUCUAUUACCCCAUAAUUAGCUAAGAUAACAGCAGCCUGCCAGAAAAAUAGCAUAUCAGUGGUAAAUCUAGUGGUGUCUGAUAGAUUUUAAAUGUGGCCGUUAUAUUUAAUGAAUUGGGCACAGUAUAUUUAAAGCAGAGAAAAUGCAUCUUUGAACCAAUCUAGCUUCAGUUGGAAACAAAAUAUAUUCUGUUUAAUUUUUCCUAUUUUUGCAAAAGGUUCAUAUAGUACUUGCCUAGUAGUGCAUCAGAAUUCUAUGAUAUUAAAAAUAGCUUAUUAUGUACCAUCUACUUGGUCAGCAAACCAUAAUACUGCAGCCCGAAAGUCAAUUGGCACUGGCCAAUACUGAAAUGAUGUUGCUCUUUUGACCUACAUAACCCUUCUGUCUUUCCUCUUGGGUCUGUCAUACAUCUCUAGGGGUGGAGUUUGGCUUUCUAACAGAUUGUUAAGACAUCCACAAAGAUAGCAGAAAAGUAUUUGAAAAAUUAGUGGCAGAGAUCUCCUGGCCACCAACAGCACAGAAUUCCUUUCUUCAUUUCAGUAUGUAAAACCUCUCUGAGGUUGGCUGGAAGCACAGAACAUAAUUGUGAAGAGGCAGCACAAAAAGGGACCAAAGACGAGAGACAUUGAUGGUUCCAUAUGUCAGACACAGGGGGCUUAAAAGUGAAAUAGACUGGAAAAAAGACUUUGAUAUUAGCAAUUUAAAACCCAAUAGCUUUGGUAGUUUUCUAUUUCUCAUAUGGCCUAUUAAUAUGAUGCAAUUGCAUAUUAAUAUAAUACAGUGCAGAGCCUGAACUGUGAAUACCUGGCUUAGAUGUGUGUUUGUGAACAGUAUCAUGCCCAUUGGUGCAGUUGUGUUCUCUGAUAGACUGUAGUGGAUCUUGAUUCAAGAAGGUUAUUUUAUUUCUGUGCUCCUUAGGAUGUGACAUUUCCAGUUUCCGUAUCUACAUGGGAUGUGGGUAGUGCUGGAAAGACCAGUAUUGAUUGAUCACCCUGAAUUUCACCACACGGGACUGUUUCAGUAAUGGCAUUUCUGUGGCAAUGUAGGCUUGUUUCAGACAUUGCAGAAGUAGCUAAGAAUCAACUGCAUUGUGUGGUCAUGGAGUCACAGGCAAGCUCGUUUGUUUGCUAACCAAGCUGGAACUUUAUGACAAUCACUACCAACAGCUUCUACAGGGUUUUGAUCUCGCAGCUGCUGUGGUGAGAGAUUUGAAUUCCUCUCAAUACCUCUGCAUUACUAAUGUAGAAACCUGACCACUAUCUGGUCAUCCCUAUAGUCUGCCACAUUUUUGUAAAGGAAGUUUCUGGCCUCCAGUGGUAAUGUGGCUUUGGCAUUGUGAGCUGCUGCUCUUGUUUAAGAACAAGCCAAUGGUAAACAAAGAAAAGGUGAACAAUUGAGUGGAAUUCGUGUAAAAUGGCAACCCAAGGUUUUGUACCAGUUUGUUUUGUUGGUAAAAAUAGUUUCAGAACAGGAGAGUUUGGGAUGAAGUAGCCUAGUGGUGGGUUACAAAGUAUUAUGGAAUGGCUUCCAUGUACCCUCUCAUCUGAUAAAAGCUUUUUUUUUGCAAAGUUGUGUAAACAUUAUGAAUUGCACACUUUGCAAGAAGUACAAUUUAAAAGAAUGAUCAGUUCAGUGUUAAUUUGACAACUUUCUGAUUAUCACUAUAUCAGAAUGUAAUUUGCAGCAUUGCAUUUAUACUGCAGAGUAGUCUGCUGGUAGGACUGAUAACAUAUAGUUAACAUAAAUUAAUGUAGGAGGAAUUCUUAAUUGUGAUUUGCCUGUACUGCACUUUAUGCAGAAUACACAUUUGCUCACUGUUGAAUUUACUUAAAUUAAUCCAGGGUUUAUUUUAGUCCUGGCCUUCAAUCAGCUGAAUGUUUGUGUUAAAUUUCAGUUGUCCAGUAUACCUUGUAUUCUUUGGGGUGAUAGCUUGGUGUUCAUCUUUACAGCAUUUUAAGGGUAGACAUUUUAGGAUCGGGCCAUUUUAGUUUGGAAGUGGGAAGAUGAUUGGCCUGAUUUGAGAGUGUAAACCACUUCACAAAAUGCAGUAUAAUUCACUUUCAUUUUUCAAAUAACCAGUACAUUUGUUUUGGACCCUACUUAAAGCAAGUUCUUGAAGUAUUAAUGUAUUCUGCACGAUCUCUGCAACCGCGUAUGCAGAUUUUAAAUGAAGAUAUUUUUAGAUAGUGGAAGAUGUAAGUAUUUGCUGAUUUUUUUAAAUUCCACUUCAAAUUUUUGCAAUUGGGCCAUUUGAAGUGAACAAAUUGUUAGAAAAACAUCUCAGUUUGCAAAUGAAAUUAAAACAGGAUUAAUAAUAAGAAAGGCACGGUAAUGUAGACUUGAGCCAUCAUGUGCAUAAGCAGUCAAUGCUUGUGAUUUUAAAGGUAUGAGUGAUCCCUGUCUAGGUUCUUGGUUGCUUUAAUUUCCAAUCCUUGUAUUCAGAGGAAUAAGCUAGUUUUGUUCUCCAGUACUCAUUUACUUCCUCCCCUUAUCAUAAAUAACAAAAAAAACUACAUUAUAUAAAAGAAUUGGUUUUGAUUGUGAGAGAUCACUGCAAAACUUCGGAGUUUUGGCCACUUGGUAAUCCAACAGGACUUGAACCUUUAGGCAGGGUGGGUGGGGUGCAUGAACAAAUGUAAGUCAAAUAUAAGAUUAUAAAUUUAAGCAAGGUGUGUUAGUAGACAUGCAGAUAUAGGCAAACCUCAGCUCUGGUACAACCUUAGCAAGAGGUAUUGAGUGCAGUAAUGAGCAAAUUUGAUGAUGCAAAGGGGAUGAAAGUGUUAAUUUGAUCAGAAGAAAAAUCAUUAUGCUUUUGAAGCUCCAGCAUAAUCUAAGGAGCUAAAGCAUUGAUUGUUUUAAUAUGUUUAAUGAAACAGUGCAGUUCAUUUUAUUUAUGCAAGGUUAAAGCUACUUGAAAAAGAAUCAUUUUAAGAAUGUACAUAUUUUGUAAAAAGGAAGAAAAAUCCCAAAAAUAUCUAUAGGGUGAUGUGCGGCCUUAAAUUGUCAGUCAUCAAGAUUUUUCUGUUCAUACAUUACAGUAUGUGAGAGAUUGAAGUCGUUAGUUAUUGAGAAUGUGAUUCCCAAUGUGUUUUAGUCCCAGUACCACUGCUUGAGGAGGGGAUGCUGCACUUCAGUGACGUCAGUGGUUGGAGUAUAUGUAAAUGUGUAAAACUAUCUUUCUCCACAAUUGUUUUAAUGUGUUUGUUCCUCAAUGAAAUGAACGUUGAACAAGCCGCAGAAAAACCAGUUCCAGCACAGGCUUAAACUGGGGCCUGUAGCAACAUGAUAUUGAAAGGUCAUUUCCUAAUGCUAAGCUGAGUGGGAUAAUAAGGCCUUUACUUUUGUGUGGUUGGUGAGGAUGUGCCUGGCUGCCAAAGUAAACUGGUGAUUUAAAGUCUGCUAAUUUUGAAAUCUGAUCAUUUCCAUGUGUAAUUUUUUGAACAGCGGAUUUGAAUUUUUAUUCCCCUUUGCAUUUAUUUUGUCUUUUUGUAUUUCAUCAAAUUUCAACCACUAAAGUGAAACCAAUGCAGAUAGCUAUCUGUUUCAUUUCUUAAUACCAAGAGGGAUUGGGUCACUAUAGUAGAGUCUAUUCAGGCCUUACCAAUGAGAAAUAAUCUGGUAAUUUGUGUUUCAGCUUUAAAACAAAAAAUGUGUUACAUUUAAAUGUUACAUUUGGUAAAUAGGUUUAAAUCUUGUUAAAUCCCUAUAUAUAUUAUAUAUAAACCUGUGUUGUACAUACUGUAUUCCAAUUAUAUUGUAAUCUGUGCUAAUAUUCUCAAACACUGAGUGUUCAUAAUAUAAUGCCAAUGUAUUAAAUAGUGAAGUAUUUCCUUUA
Molecule: messenger RNA, 9417 nt
Organism: Hypanus sabinus (Atlantic stingray)
Lineage: Eukaryota; Metazoa; Chordata; Chondrichthyes; Myliobatiformes; Dasyatidae
Product: F-box/LRR-repeat protein 20
Exons: 15
Coding region: 370-1668 (432 amino acids)
Biological process (GO): SCF-dependent proteasomal ubiquitin-dependent protein catabolic process
Cellular component (GO): SCF ubiquitin ligase complex
Molecular function (GO): protein binding
Source: RefSeq, a predicted model, not a curated record